AUUCACACGUGUAAACGCAGCUGACGCAACUUUAAUUUUUUAUUAUCAUUACAAAAAUGAUUGUUCUGUUUAUUCACGUUCUUGUUCAUAUAAACACUAGGGAAUCAGAAAAUUGUGAUAAAUUACUUUAAAAAAAGAUUCUAAAAAGAAUUAAUGAACUUUCAGUGAAAGUGUGAUGAUUUUGACAGAUCAGCUGACAACUUAACCUAUACACUUACACAUAUAAACGUAUAUUUUCACACGUAUUGUAUGUCAAAACAAAGAUGAAAGUCAACUAAAGUUUCAUGAAAUCGUGAUUUCCAAAAGUUCGUCAUUGACGUUUCCAGUGCUAUUAUAAAGUUUUUGAAUGUAUUGAAAGUCUUCAAAGUUGUUUAUGAAUUAAAUAACGUACGAAUUUUUGUUCAAAAUGGGUGUCAUUUUUCUAGAACAUAUUGGAGGCUCUCGUCUUUUUUCAUGCGCAUCGUGCGACACAAAUCUCACAAACAGAGGUCAAUUGAUAAGUACUCGUUUCACUGGUGCAACUGGAAGAGCUUUUCUUUUUAAUAAAGUCGUCAACCUAAAUUACAGCGAAGUGCAGGAUCGUGUGAUGUUGACAGGACGUCAUAUGGUUCGUGAUGUGAGCUGCAAAAAUUGUGAUUCAAAACUCGGAUGGAUAUAUGAAUUUGCAACAGAUGAAAACCAAAGAUAUAAGGAAGGCCGCGUAAUUCUUGAACGCGCCCUUGUUUCGGAAAGUGAUGGAAUGAGCGAUAAUGUUUAAACUUUUACCAAUUUCUAGAGCGCUAUAUUAGAUUGUAAGAGAUAAGUAUAUAUAUAUUUUUUUUUUGUAUAAACUAAUGGUUCGAACGUUCUACUGGAAAUUUAAAAACUUAAAUAAUCUUUUUCAGUUUCGUUCUAUAUUUUUCUUUUGAAAAAGUUUGCAUUUAAAAUAUUGCUUUUUAUUUAAUUCGCAUAUAUAUAUAUAUAUAGUUAAUAGAAAAUUAAAAAGAAAAAAAAGUGAUUACUUUUCAGAAAAUUUCACACAAAAAAAAGUUUUGUGUUAAUUAAUCUAUAUUCAUUAAAAUAUUAAUGUUUAUUUAACAAAAAUGAUUCAAUCAUUAUUAAUGAUUUAAUUCAAAACCACUAAUUUUUUAUGAGUGGUUUUAUAACUUUUUUUCGAAUUAAAAAAACAUGGUAUCUAUUACACUAAAAGAGUUUUUGUAUCAAAAAUUAAUAUAAUUUAUUUAAAAAUGGGGAAAACUCUGUUUUUUUACUAUUCCAUACGACUAAAUAGUACAAAAACAGCCCAUUUUGAAAUAAAUUAUAUUAAUUUUUGAAAUAAAAGUCUUUCGGUGUAGUAAGUUUUUUUUUCAUUAGUUUAUCGUAAUGUUAUAUAGAAUAAAUAUUGUUAUCUUAUAUAUACCUUUAAUAUUUUUAGACUUAAAAAUAAUUAAAAUCUCAGUAAAAAUGAAUUUAUUACGAAAAUACGAAAAAAACGAAAAAUAUUUCAAAUUUUGUACACCAUUUUUUUUCUUUUUACUGAGAUAAGAUACUUAUAUAUCAUUAUUGUGACAAAAAUGUCAUUACUGCCAGAAUAGAAUUUACAACAUUCAUUAAGGAAUGAAGUACACUUUUGUCUUUUACAAAAUAGUGUAAACAGGUUCAUUUUUUUUGUGGCUGAUUUAAAAAUAUUUUUCAAUCUCUGUAUUUAUAAAAUACAGUUUGUGCUGCGUGUUCGCCGAAAAAAAAUAGAUUUAGAUGUAAGGAUUCGAAAAAAAGUGAUAAAUAAAUCCUUUUGCUGAAUCGAAAA
Messenger RNA from Leptopilina boulardi, 1786 nucleotides. It is a transcript of the gene Yippee, whose product is annotated as protein yippee-like 5. The transcript is spliced from 2 exons. The record is from RefSeq and is a predicted model, not a curated record. The coding region runs from base 407 to 757 and encodes 116 amino acids. NCBI's taxonomy places the organism in Eukaryota, Metazoa, Arthropoda, Insecta, Hymenoptera, Figitidae.